UAAUUGAUUCAUAAUAUCCAUUUGUAAUCUAACUUUUUGUUUGCUGCAUAAUUCUUCUUCCUCAUUUUCUAAUCAGUACUCAAAAACCCUUUGGUAUCAAAAUUCCGCUAAUCCAUUCAACCUUUUAUGCCCUAAAUUCUGAGAUAAAGCUAAGAGGUAUAGCACUGGCGGCGAUAGAAGUUGCGCAUUUGUUGCAGAUUCGCACGAUCUAAGUUGAUGGAUGAAUACCAUAAGAACUUGCUAGUUGAACCUUCAAUGCAGCCGUUGCAUGCACCAACUGAAGCUUCGAAGCAGCCGUCUGCACUUGAAGGAUGUAGAUCUUCUGGGGUGGACAAGCCCAUAGGUUGCUUCCAUGCAGCAAUUCAGGAGUUAAUUGUCAUUGAUGAUAUCUUGUCAGCAUUGGUUGGGAUUGACGGACGUUAUAUCUCUAUCCGUAGAGUACAAGGGAAGGAUGAUUCUGUGUCCUUCCAAGUUGAUGCAUCUAUGGAUUUGGCACUUCAGGAAUCUGCAAAAAGAAUAUUUCCUUUAUGCGAGAGCUACAUACUUAUAAGUCAGUUUGUUGAGUCAAGGUCCCAGUUCAAGAGCGGUCUUGUCAAUCAUGCUUUUGCAGCAGCACUUCGGACAUUACUUCUUGAUUACCAAGCCAUGGUGGCACAACUUGAACAUCAGUUUCGUCUUGGAAAACUUUCAGUUCAAGGACUAUGGUUCUAUUGCCAGCCAAUGUUGGGGGCAAUGCAAGCUUUAACCAUAGUGAUUAAGAAUGCUUCAACCAGUAAUUUUAUUGGCUCUGCUGUUCUUAACCUCCUACAAAGCCAGGCCAAGGCCAUGGCUGGCGAUCAUGUAGUGAGGUCUUUGCUGGAAAAGAUGUCACAAAGUGCAAGCCAAGCAUAUCUUGUAAUAUUAGAGAGGUGGGUAUACGAGGGCGUAAUUGAUGACCCAUAUGGGGAAUUUUUUAUCGCUGAGAACAAGUCUCUUCAAAAGGAAAGUCUCACGCAAGAUUAUUACACGAAUUAUUGGCAACAACGCUACAGCUUGAAAGAUGAUAUCCCCAGUUUCCUUGCCAAUGCUGCUGAAACAAUUUUGACCACAGGAAAAUAUCUAAAUGUCAUGAGAGAAUGUGGGCACUGUAUUCAGGUUCCUGUAGCAGAAAACACAAAGUUGACAAUGGUUGGCUCUAAUCAUCGCUACCUUGAGUGCAUUAAAGCUGCUUAUGAUUUUGCUAGUGGUGAAUUAUUGAACCUCAUUAAAGACAAGUAUGACUUAAAGGGAAAGCUGAUGUCAAUCAAACAUUAUCUCCUUCUCGAUCAGGGUGAUUUUUUGGUCCACUUCAUGGAUAUUGCUCGGGAGGAACUCAUGAAAAAGCCAGAUGAAAUUUCAGUUGAAAAGCUGCAGUCUCUCCUGGACCUUGCAUUACGAUCCACGGCAGCUGUGGCAGAUCCAUAUCAUGAAGACUUGACAUGUUGUGUGGAAAAGACAACUUUAUUGAAAAGGUUGAUUGAACUUAAAGAUCUUCAGAUCAGCCACACUAUUUCCGGCAAUGAUGAUCUCGAAGAGCCUUUGAGCGUUACAGGAUUGGAAACAUUUUCUUUGAGUUUCAAGGUUCAAUGGCCUUUAUCACUUGUGAUCUCAAAAAAGGCUUUGACCAAAUAUCAGCUAAUAUUUCGGUGUCUGUUUCACUGCAAGUAUGUGAAUCGGCAACUUGGUGCUGCAUGGCAGUUGCAUCAAGGUCUGCGAAGACUUGAUAAGCAAGGAAUAGCGAUUUCAGUGUCAUCUUUGCUAUGCCGGAAUAUGCUCAAGUUCAUCAAUAGCCUUCUGCAUUAUCUGACAUUUGAGGUUCUCGAACCAAAUUGGCAUAUCAUGGACAAUAGACUUCAAACUGCAAAGAGUAUUGACGAGGUUUUACAACAUCAUGAUUUUUUCCUUGACAAGUGUUUGAGAGAGUGCUUGCUUCUCUCACCUGUUCUUCUCAAGAAGCUAGAGACAAUGAAAUCGAUAUGCCUUCAGUAUGCAGCAGCAGCGCAAUGGCUGGUUACCUAUUCCAUCGAUGCUCCCAAGACCGACAGUCCCGAGCUGGAUAAAUACAACAAGUUGAAACUAAGGACGCGUUCUCAGACUCAGAAAGUAACAGCUGAAAAUGCAACUGUCAUUGAAUCUAUCUUGAAGUUUGAACGCAAAUUUUCUGCUGAGCUUCAGAGUCUAGGACCGAUAUUGAGCAGUAGUUCUCGUGCAGAGCCAUACUUGACUCAUCUUGCACAGUGGCUUCUUGGCGUGGGAAGCGACUAAGAUGCAGCGACAUCUAUCUAUGGUUUGCCCAUUUCCCUGCUUUAUGUUCAUCUUGUUGUUGGUUUUCUAUUUUACCUUUUUCCCUUUUGUGUUUUUGAUUAGUUGAGGAGAUUUGUUUUAGAAAUCCAUUGCCAAUUUCAAACUAUGGAUAGUGUCUGUUCUAUAAUAGUUAUGUUGUGGGUUCAAAAGUUUA
Molecule: messenger RNA, 2476 nt
Organism: Salvia hispanica
Lineage: Eukaryota; Viridiplantae; Streptophyta; Magnoliopsida; Lamiales; Lamiaceae
Product: Spc97 / Spc98 family of spindle pole body (SBP) component
Biological process (GO): meiotic cell cycle; spindle assembly; microtubule nucleation
Cellular component (GO): gamma-tubulin complex; microtubule organizing center; spindle pole
Molecular function (GO): microtubule minus-end binding; gamma-tubulin binding
Source: RefSeq, a predicted model, not a curated record